AUGAAAAGGUUUAGAAGUAAUGAUGAUAAUUUUCAGGAAUUAAAAAAUCAAGAAAAUAUUUGGGAUGAUUCGGAUGAGGAAUUGAAUAGUGAUGACGAUGAGAAUAACGGAAAUUCAAUGGUAGAAAUUGCUACUCAUCAUAAUGUUUCUAAAGAUGAAAAAUUGGCACAUGAUGAAUUAUUAAAUUAUAAGGAAGAAUUUUGUUUUCCUUUACAGAAUAAUAAGCAAGUAAAUAUUCAGUUGAUAACUUCAAUUUCUAGAGAGGCAAGACAUACGGGAACUCAUUUGUGGAAUUGUUCAGUCUUGCUGACAAAUUAUUUGAUAGCUCAAUUGGAAAGUGGUGGAGAAGAACUGUUUGGAAAGUUGAACAAUGGACCAUUUACUAUAAUAGAAUUGGGUUGUGGAUUGGGACUUCCCUCUAUUGCCACCUGUAAAAUCAAUCCCAAAAACAGAUGUAUACUAACAGAUUUAUCAACCCCAGAUUUUGAAAAGAGGUGCUCAACUCAAUGUGAGAUUAAUGAUCUGGCACAAGAUCAAUAUGAUAUUAUUCCAAUUGAUUGGGGAAACAAUUUUAUGGAAAUUGCAAAAUUUGCAAGAGAAAAUUCAGGCAAAAAGAUAGAUUUGAUUGUUGCCACUGAUUGUCUGUAUGAUAAGAAACUUUAUGAUCCAUUCUUUUCCACUGUUCACUUUUUGAAGAAAUUAUUUAAUAAUCCCGAUCUCCCUUUACUAUUGGCUCAAUACAAGAGAAAUGAAUCCGAUAAUAUUACCUAUCAAUUAAAGAGAUGGAAUCUCAAACCAAAACCUGUAGUUUGGAAAGAAAGUAUCAAUUUGGAAAAGUAUUUGAAAAUCAUGGGCAAGAGUAAUGAUAUUUUAGAAAAGCAAUUUUAUGAGCUUUAUGAUUCUACUCAAAUAGUUGUCAUCCAAUAA
Naegleria gruberi is the source of this 927-nucleotide messenger RNA. RefSeq lists its product as uncharacterized. The record is from RefSeq and is a predicted model, not a curated record. NCBI's taxonomy places the organism in Eukaryota, Heterolobosea, Eutetramitea, Acrasida, Naegleriidae. Gene Ontology annotation, cellular component: nucleus; cytoplasm. The transcript has a single exon. Bases 1 to 927 code for a protein of 308 amino acids.